This is a messenger RNA of Racocetra persica, 404 nucleotides long. NCBI's taxonomy places the organism in Eukaryota, Fungi, Glomeromycota, Glomeromycetes, Diversisporales, Gigasporaceae. The record is from the annotation of a GenBank genome assembly.
GUAAGGCCUAAACCGGAAUACUCAAUGAAAAUGUCUAACGAAAUCAAGAUCGUCUUUGAGAAUCCCUGUUCUCAAGCGUUCGCAUUUGAGAAUAACAAUUCUCAAGCGUUGCUUGAGGAAAUGAUGAAAAAUCAUCCCUACAACCUUACCUUAUCGCUAGAAGAGUUGCUUGCUCCACGCCAGCAAAAAAUACCAUAUAAACCGCCUCGAGCAAAGAAUAAAUUCAUUUUGUAUCGGACGGACUAUAUUGCACGCGCGAGAAAGGAGAAUCCCAAAAGGGUAGGGUCGAUGACGACUCGAGAUCUUUCGAAAGAGGCAAGUGAAAGUUGGAAAGCUCAGCCGGCAGCAGUGAAACAGUUGUUUACCGUUUUAGCCAAAGUCGCCAGUGAAAGGCACAAAGAGUU